AUGAGAAUCAAGUAUUUUACCGUAUUACCUUUACUUCUCCAGUUGUGCACUGAUCAAGUGGCAGCUGGACCUUCUGACGAAAGGCGUGUUACAGGUUACAACCAUGGCCCUUCUUACUUGUCUUCGUUUGUUUUCCAUAACUUGGAUCGUUGGACUAGGUGGUCACCCAAUCAGCCAAUUGAGGCUCCCGUUGACCUUGACAUGGUGCCUACGAACGCCUCCAGACCGGCUUUGCAUGAGGUUCACUCAUUGGCUGCAAAUCCAACUUCUACCACUGUUGACAUGCCAUUUGCCCUGACAGUCACCCCAGACCAUCCUGAUGGCUCUGACGGUUCUGGAGGUUCCGACCUGUCAAAUGAUCUUAUCGAUAGUUCGGAUGAACCCGAAAGCGACGGGGGAGACAGAGAUGGCAGAAAUCCAGAUAACAUCUAUCGAAGCCCAAGUGUGGAGCAGGCCUCAAUAGGUCCUUCUCACAACACGAGUUCAUCGUUUAUUUUUGUUGCUAAUCGGCAGCCUAAUAUAGUGAGUCCAGUUUUAUCGAUGGGGGUAUCAUAUGGUUGCAUGACUUGGGUGAAUGCUGUUGAUUUCAACGCAACAGCUAUCAGGUAUCUUCGUCAGUCUGAACUAAAGUGCACGGCAUAUGCUUUCCAGAAUAGCGACUGUACGGGUAACAGACAAGAGAUUGACUUGAGGCAACCAAUUGGCGUUGUUUUGCUUCCUCAAGAAUUCCGUUCUGUAGAAGUGUUUUGUUAA
Molecule: messenger RNA, 753 nt
Organism: Candidozyma haemuli
Lineage: Eukaryota; Fungi; Ascomycota; Pichiomycetes; Serinales; Metschnikowiaceae
Exons: 1
Coding region: 1-753 (250 amino acids)
Source: RefSeq, a predicted model, not a curated record